This is a messenger RNA of Acanthocheilonema viteae, 657 nucleotides long. The record is from the annotation of a GenBank genome assembly. Lineage: Eukaryota; Metazoa; Nematoda; Chromadorea; Rhabditida; Onchocercidae.
GUGUACUAUAGUAAUGUGAGUAAAAAUAAUGUAUACGCAACCGACACAGUAGCAAAUUUGGUUUGUGAUGAUGGAUAUCAAAUAUUGGGACGAUCGAUAUCCUAUUGUCAAGGUGGCAUUUGGUCACCUUGGCCUGGUGUAGGUAGCUGUCAACCCGCUGCACCAGAACAACGACAACAACAACAGCAACAUUCUCCUUUAAAUAGGAUUAAACCAGCAAAUGCAUGUUCUGAAGUACCCAUUACACCUGCAAAUGGAAUGAUAAUAUAUGAAGGUAAUAAUAGCACGAAAUGGCAUAACAAUGGUGCUAGCGCAAAAUUGCAAUGUAAUGCUGGCUAUAAAAUUAAUGGUGAGCAGAUGACAUACUGUCAGGAUGGUUUUUGGUCACCAUCGCUUGGAAGUUGUCAACAUGCAGUUGGUACCAAAACUGGUGAUUCUUGUGAACCAUUCAAUGCUCCAUCAAAUGGAAAGGUUUACUACAUUUACAACAAUUAUAUAAGAGAUUAUCAAAUGGGUACAACAGCCCUGUUAAGCUGUAAUAAAGGUUAUCGGGUACAGGGUGAAGCAACACUGAUAUGUAAUCAGAACGGUUGGACACCAAAUGGUGGUUUUGGAAUUUGCAUUCCUGUAGAUGAUAAUUUCCGCAAGCACUCAUAA